AGAUUUGAUCGAGUCGUUACCUCCGACACUGAACAUUCUAACAGUAAGACAGUGAACUGUGAAAUUUAAGAAAAAAAGUUAUUGCUAUUUGUCGAGAUCUGAAAGCGAUCAGUGCUGACUGCUCAAAAUGAAGAUUCUGGCUGUGGUAGUGAUAGCGUUUCUGAGUUUUGUCGCAUCACAAGACGUACAGCACCCAGGAAAUAAUAAUGUAGUCCAUAAUCAUCAUAGUGAUGUUGUAACUCCUGCCGAUAAGAGACAAGUUCAUCAGACACAUACGCCACAUCUACACCAUGAGGGCCAUACUACUAAUGCACCAGCCAAACGACAAGAGCAUACCCCACAUCCAACUCACCACCCAGUUCAACGUCAAGAGCAUAUUCCACAUCCAACUCACCACCCAGCUCAACGUCAAGAGCAUACCCCACAUCCAACUCACCACUCAGUUCAACGUCAAGAGCAUACCCCACAUCCACAUCCAACUCACCACCCAGUAGUAGAACGUCAAGAGCAUACCCUACAUCCACAUCCAACUCACCACCCAUUAGUAGAACGUCAAGAGCAUAUCCCACAUCCAACUCACCACCCAGUAGUAGAACGUCAAGAGCAUACCCCACAUCCAACUCACCACCCAGUUCAACGUCAAGAGCAUAUUCCACAUCCAACUCACCAUCCAGUUCAACGUCAAGAGCAUAUUCCACAUCCAACUCACCACCCAGUUCAACGUCAAGAGCAUACCCCACAUCCAACUCACCACCCAGUAGUAGAACGUCAAGAGCAUACCCCACAUCCAACUCACCACCCAGUUCAACGUCAAGAGCAUAUUCCACAUCCAACUCACCACCCAGUAGUAGAACGUCAAGAGCAUAUUCCACAUCCAACUCACCACCCAGCUCAACGUCAAGAGCAUACCCCACAUCCAACUCACCACCCAGUAGUAGAACGUCAAGAGCAUAUCCCACAUCCAACUCACCACCCAGUAGUAGAACGUCAAGAGCAUACCCCACAUCCACAUCCAACUCACCACCCAGUAGUAGAACGUCAAGAGCAUACCCCACAUCCAACUCACCACCCAGUAGUAGAACGUCAAGAGCAUACCCCACAUCCACAUCCAACUCACCACCCAGUAGUAGAACGUCAAGAGCAUACCCCACAUCCACACCCAACUCACCACCCAGUAGUAGAACGUCAAGAGCAUACCCCACAUCCACAUCCAACUCACCACCCAGUAGUAGAACGUCAAGAGCAUACCCCACAUCCACAUCCAACUCACCACCCAGUAGUAGAACGUCAAGAGCAUACCCCACAUCCACACCCAACUCACCACCCAGUAGUAGAACGUCAAGAGCAUACCCCACAUCCAACUCACCACCCAGUAGUAGAACGUCAAGAGCAUACCCCACAUCCACACCCAACUCACCACCCAGUAGUAGAACGUCAAGAGCAUACCCCACACCCACAUCCAACUCACCACCCAGUCCAACGCCAAGAACAUACCCCACAUCCAACUCACCACCCAAUAGUCUAAUCUAUGGAUCACUGUAAAAUUCUAAACCAGUUUAUACUAGAAUAAAGAAGACAGAUUAUAAAUUAGUUUCCUAAUAAUUAUUCAAAGUACCUUUUCAAAAACAAUAUUUAAUAAAAUUUGAAACUGAAA
Biomphalaria glabrata is the source of this 1654-nucleotide messenger RNA. Its product is annotated as histidine-rich glycoprotein-like. The transcript is spliced from 2 exons. The coding region runs from base 128 to 1525 and encodes 465 amino acids. The record is from RefSeq and is a predicted model, not a curated record. Lineage: Eukaryota; Metazoa; Mollusca; Gastropoda; Planorbidae.